CAACAACAAACCAAUGUAUCUAUCUACAGUACUGUCUUCUGAGUUCUCACUAACUUUCUGUCAUUUUAUAUAAAUAAUCAAAUAAUCAGCUAUAAAGAUGAGUUAUUUAGGAGUUGGAUUCAGUCCCGAGAACGUCGCCGGAGCCACAAUGAAGCUGAAUGAUCGUAAAGUGAGACUAAUGGAGCUGAUUCUGAGAUGUUUGGUGUGUGCCCUCGCUCUCGUCGCCGCGAUCCUCGUUGCUACAGACACACAAGUCAAAGAGAUUUUCACCAUCCAGAAGAAGGCCAAGUACACCGAUAUGAGGGCGCUUGUGUUACUGGUGGUCGUUAAUGGGAUAGCCGCGGCGUAUUCUUUGGUGCACGGGGUUCGUUGCGUGGUGGGUAUGAUGAAAGGAAGCGUUUUGUUCAGUAAGCCCCUUGCUUGGGCCAUUUUCUCCGGUGAUCAGGCAAUAGCAUAUUUGACUGUGGCGGCCGUUGCAGCAGCAGCGCAGUCUGCAGCCUUUGCGAAGCUGGGCCAGCCAGAGCUUCAAUGGAUGAAGAUAUGCACAAUGUAUGGGAAGUUCUGUAACCAAGUAGGUGAAGGGAUCGCGACCGCCUUGCUUGUUAGCAUUGGCAUGGUUUUGAUCUCUUGCAUUUCAGCUUUGGGUCUAUUUCGUUUGUAUGGGGGUACCAAGGCUCAGAAAAGCUCACGGUGGUGAAGGCUAAUAGGCCAUGGCUCAUAGUGGUCUUGGACUUACCUUGUUUGUGUUAAAUAAUUGUGGUCUGCUUUCACUCUGUGUCUUUCAAUGUGUAUACCGUUUGUUACUACUUUCAUGAUCUCAUUUGCACAAUAAUAAUCAAGAUUGUAGUUUGAUAACGAGUCUAUAUACACUAUUCUCUUGCCGAGCAAAUGGGAAAACA
Eruca vesicaria subsp. sativa (arugula) is the source of this 899-nucleotide messenger RNA. The record is from the annotation of a GenBank genome assembly. Lineage: Eukaryota; Viridiplantae; Streptophyta; Magnoliopsida; Brassicales; Brassicaceae.